Cantharellus anzutake is the source of this 1085-nucleotide messenger RNA. RefSeq lists its product as uncharacterized. The record is from RefSeq and is a predicted model, not a curated record. NCBI's taxonomy places the organism in Eukaryota, Fungi, Basidiomycota, Agaricomycetes, Cantharellales, Hydnaceae. The transcript is spliced from 2 exons. Bases 130 to 672 code for a protein of 180 amino acids.
CAAAUUUCAUUCCGUCUAACUUGAUGAUAGUACGCACCUCCAAGACCAUCAUCAUCGAACUCGGCGCGGUACUUCUGUCGUCCCGCAGACGACAAACCUAGUUGUGCUUCCAGCCAGGAGAUUUUCUUGAUGUCUUGUACUUCUGCGGGGUCUUUGAACACGAACUCGGGGAGCCCGUUCGAUGGUCUGGGUUUGUCGAGUUUCUUUUCUCUGGUGAGUUCCACAGGGGAAUCUCCUGAUUUACUUAUGGAGAGUUUUGGGGUGGAUGAGCCAUUCGUUUGCUUUGGCAAUGGGCGUAGGUCUGAUGGACCUCCUGAGGCGUCGAAGGUGACUUUUCUCUUCUUUUUCGACUCCGGUGGGUUGUCAUCUGCCAACCUCUCAGUGGUGGAAACGGUUGGGACAGUACUACCAUCGUUUAGGGAGGCAAUUGUUCGACGACCCUUCCAUUUCCUGUUGUGUUCAUCCUUUCGCUCUUUCUUGGCUUUACGGGCCUGCUGCCGCAAGAGCUUGCGGGAGACGCUGUGGCGCUUAACAUUUGAUCCUCCAAAGCGACUGGAGUCCUGGUCUGGUGGAGAUUAUCCCCCUCAUGUCCAUGUGGCAAAAAAAAAAUACCUUGAUCCUCCUCUGAUCGUUCCUGGGAUAACUGGAUGGCAGAACGUUUGGUUUUCAUGAGUUCAAUUAACGCAUUUAAUUCAAUGUUUUUGGCUUGAUGUGACUUUAUGUCACGUUACGUCUCGUGACAGUUCGUCACGUCCUCGCACAUGUUCGAAACGCCAAAGACUAACCGCACGCGCCCGCAGAAGGCCUACACCGCGCGAGAAAAGUCCCAAAUACUAGAGAACCUUGAUAUUGAGUUUGAGGCACGUCUGAAAGGAAUCCGUAUCGAGCUAGAUCAAUGCCUAGAUCGUAUUCUCUUCGUGUCUCGCAAUCGUAUUACCAGGAUAUCAGAAGCGGCUCGCAACAUCACGCUGAGGGAAUUCGGUGCGACCUAUGGCGGAAACUAUGACCAGUUAGUACGGGGCAUCGCCACGAUGAAUACGAAAGACCUCGACAAUUUACCUCCUCCUACGGUGUCAAAGAGGUAA